CUCCUCCCAUUUUGGGUUCGCGUUAGGCCUGGCCGUUAGGGUUUGGGCGGUCCUCCGUCCCUGCUGAAGCGAGGCGGGACUGUUUUUGUUGAGGUGAGGUCUAGUAAAUGGUGAAGUACUUCCCGGCCAGAGGGUACCUGGGUCCGUGGGGUCUCGGUGGCGUGCAGUGGGAGAGGAGUCCGACCCGCGAGGGAACCCAGCCUCGCCAACGGAGCGGGAGGCGUGGAAACCGCAGUCGAGCCGGUGUAACCGAGGCACGGUCGUGGUUGGCCCUCCCGACGGCUCUUUCGGCCCAGCACCCGGGAACGCGGCGGAGCUCUCGGCCGCGUGGAUCCCAGCCCUUGUCACCUCCCUUCUUUCACCCACGUGCAGUCCCGGGCUGGAGAAGGGACUGCGGGCGCUCUGAGUUCUCAGCCCGCAUUCCAGUCUCUUGUCACCCGGUGCACAUCUUCAUGUGAGGUGAUUCCUAAGCAGCUGGGGAACCUGAGGCUGUAAAAAGGGCUGCGGGGAGUGGACUGCAGUCCAAAAUCCAGAAGCAGAAUUUGAUGGUUUAACCACUGACCCAUUUCACAGAAUGUUUCAUGCAUUCAUGGACCGAAAGAUGGAGUUGGUUUUUAUUUUUAAAAUAAUAUUGUCAAUGAUCUGAUACGACUAUAUGUAUUCACUUGAUGAAGAUGCAUGGACUUGUCAUUAAGUUGGACUAGUGAUCAUUUCUGAAAGUUUCUUCAACCACAAUUUCUACUUGAAAAUUCAAGUAUCAAAGAAUAUUUGGUUUAGAGUGGUAUAAUGAUGUAUUUUCUCUGAGUACUGCAAAUUUCAUAGAGACCACAGUUGGAUUCCAGUUAUAUUCUACAAUCAAAGUGAUUCAGUUCUUUGAUAAAGUUAAUUUCGAAGAAUUUUAUGUUUGUAAACAACACCAAAAGAUGGGAGAAAAAAAUGGUGAUGCAAAAACUUUCUGGAUGGAGCUAGAAGAUGAUGGGAAAGUGGAUUUCAUAUUUGAACAAGUGCAAAAUGUGCUGCAGUCACUGAAACGAAAGAUCAAAGAUGGAUCUGCCACAAAUAAAGAAUACAUCCAAGCAAUGAUUCUAGUGAAGGAAGCAACUAUAAAUAAUAAUUCAACUUUGAUAAGGGAUCAUACGUCUGUGACCCAGAAUGCACAGGAAAACAAAUCAAGUUCAUUGCCCUCUACAUCACAUGAAGACUCCUUUCCAGAAGACUAUACCUCUCUAUCUACAGAAAAUAAGGAAAUUCCCCCUCUGGAAAAUAAAGUUGCAGACUUUAGAGAAAAAGAAUCAUCUUCAAAUUUAUCUUACCAAAAGCAUGACUGCUCUAGUGCCUGUCUGAUGAAAAUGCCACUUACCUUCAAGGGAGAAAACCCUCUGCAGCUACCAAUCAAAUGCCACUUCCAAAGACGACAUGCAAAGACAAACUCUCAUUCUUCAGCACUCCACGUGAGUUAUAAAACCCCUUGUGGAAGGAGUCUGCGAAACAUGGAGGAAGUUUUUCGUUACCUGCUUGAGACAGAGUGUAACUUUCUAUUUACAGAUAACUUUUCUUUCAAUACCUAUGUUCAGUUGACUCGGAAUUACCCAAGGCAAGAAGAAAUUGUUUCUGAUACGGAUAUUAGCAAUGGAGUGGAAUCAGUGCCCAUUUCUUUCUGUAAUGAAAUUGACAAUAGAAAGCUUCCACAGUUUAAGUACAGAAAGACUAUGUGGCCACGAGCAUAUUAUUUAAACAGCUUUUCCAACAUGUUUACUGAUUCUUGUGACUGUUCUGAGGGCUGCAUAGACAUAACAAAAUGUGCAUGUCUUCAACUGACAGCAAGGAAUGCCAAGACUUGCCCCUUGUUAAGUAGUAAAAUAACCACUGGAUAUAAAUAUAAAAGACUACAGAGACAGAUACCUACUGGCAUUUAUGAAUGCAGCCUGUUGUGCAAAUGUAAUCGACGAAUGUGUCAAAACCGAGUUGUCCAACAUGGACCUCAAGUGAGGCUACAAGUAUUCAAAACUGAGAAGAAGGGAUGGGGAGUACGCUGCCUAGAUGACAUUGACAGAGGGACGUUUGUUUGCAUCUAUUCAGGAAGAUUACUAAGCAGAUCUAACACUGAGAAUUCUGAUGCUAUUGAUGAAAAUGGAAAAGAAGAGAAUAUUAUGAAAAAUAUGUUUUCAAAAAAGAGGAAAAUAGAAGUUGCAGAUUGUGAGGUUGAAGUUAUCCCAUUAGAACUGGAGACAUAUCCUAGAAGUGCUGUGACUGAGGAGUGUCCACCUAAGCUCCAUAAUAAUCCCAAAGAGCCCAUUAUAGAAAUGAAAUGUAACAAUAUUUCAAGAAUUCAGUAUCAUUCAGUCAUUAGAAGUCCUAAAACCAAGACGGCCAGUAUUCAACACAAUGGGGAAAAGAUGGGAUUUACUUCCUCAGAGUCUGUCACCUCAGAAGAUAAUGGUGGAUUUAAACCAACUCAAGUACAUCUGAACUCUAAAGCCAAGGAAAUGAGAGGUGUCUUUCAGGUUGCAGAAAGGUUGCAAAAAAGGAUAUGCGCACUAUGCCCCAAAGACCUCGAGUGUAGUGUCCUGUACUUUGCACAGUCAGAGAAUAUAGCUGCUCAUGAAAACUGUUUGCUGUAUUCCUCGGCGCUUGUGGAAUGUGAGGAUCAUGAUCCGUUCAAUCAUGAUAGAAAUUUUGAUGUGGAAUCGGUAAAGAAAGAAGUCAAGAGAGGAAGGAAGUUGAAAUGCACAUUUUGUGGGAAAGCAGGAGCCACCGUGGGAUGUGAUUUAAAAUCCUGUCUCAAGAAUUACCACUUUUUCUGUGCCAAGAGUGACCAUGCAGUUCUACAAGCUGAUGGAGCUAAAGGAACUUACAGAGUAUUGUGCCAACAACAUGCUGACCUUCAAAAUGACCUACUCUCAGUGAAGCCUUUGUCUGGUGUCCACCAUUCUCACUACAGUCAGCUGACCAGACCAAAACAUGGAGUGAAAAGUAAAAGGGGGAGGAAAAAACAUCUCUCAACAGGCAAUCCUGUACAGGACCCGAACGUAGAACAGUACACGAAGACUGCAGCAGCUGUUAAGAAUGCAACCCAGUGCUCCCAUGUCAUCUAUGACAGGAAAAGAAGAGCUACUACCCAGACAUCAAGGGAUCGUUUUGUCAAGAGGGUAAAGAGAACUGAAUCCAGCAAGGAACCAGAACCUGUGCCAUCACCGUCAGGCCCACCGGAAAGAAUGGAAUUGGAUAGGAAGGAACAGGAUGGCAGACACACAGAUGCAAUUGUGAAAGUUCCUUUUCUUAAGAAAUGUAAAGAAGCGGGUCUUCUUAAUGCUUUAUUUGAAGAAAUAGUAGACAAACUUCAUUUGAUUCACGAAAGACUCAGGGAUGAGACCACUUCAGAAUCAGACUAUGAAGAAAUUGGGACUUCACUUUUUGACUGCAGAUUGUUUGAAGAUGCAUUUGUAAAUAUUCAAGCAGCAAUAGAGAACAAAAUUCAUCUAUCUGAACAAAGGCAGCAGCAGCUGAAGGACGAGAUUGAGCUACUUCAGGGCUUAAAACAAACCUUGUGCUCUGAGCUUCAGUCAAGUUCUACUUCAGAUUCUUCUCUGUCUUCUUAAGAAUGACCAUUUCGUAAGCCAGGAAUCAAGCACAGUUGCAAACAGGCUGAAAGCUGGAGACGGGCCUGUGAAAGCCACACAUCUUUAGCACUAGGGCCCUCGAGUCUCUCUGGCCCUCAAACUCUGAUCCUCACCAGCCCUUAACUGUUCCUGCUGAUUUGGCAUCUUAUUCCUUUUUAUUGCCUCCUCUUCCUCAUCAUCAUCUCACUUCUACCCCUCCCCCCAGUAAAAUAUUUCUGAUUCUACUUGAGUAAAUUGGGCCAUGCCUCCCAUCGCUCUAAAAAUCCUUUGGUGGAUUUUUAGAUUUUUAGUUCCCCCCUCCCCCACCCCCACUACAGUGAGCUAAGUGGAUUCCAGGUGCUCCUGCCCCCAGGGCCUUUGCACAUCCUGCUGUGAAGUCUUCACUGCUCCUCCUGCUGAUGUCCUCAUACCUAUUCCAUCUGAGAGUACUUUCUCUUCAUAUCCCUUUCUCGGUGUAAGCCACUCUAUCAUACAUCAAACCACUGGAGUAUAAGCAGUCUGAGGGCAGAAACUCACUAUUCCUGUGUUUUCCUCCCUAUCACAUUCCCAGCAGCUAGCAUGCUCAAAAAAUGUUGAAAAAAUGCAUAAACUGUUUUUAUCUUUUGAGACUAGUUCCAGCCCUUUAAUGUUUCUUUGAUAUAAUAAAUCUGAAUGUUAUACCUGUACCCAA
Molecule: messenger RNA, 4290 nt
Organism: Aethalodelphis obliquidens (Pacific white-sided dolphin)
Lineage: Eukaryota; Metazoa; Chordata; Mammalia; Artiodactyla; Delphinidae
Gene: SETDB2
Product: SET domain bifurcated histone lysine methyltransferase 2
Exons: 22
Coding region: 924-3599 (891 amino acids)
Biological process (GO): heterochromatin organization; negative regulation of gene expression
Cellular component (GO): nucleus
Molecular function (GO): protein binding; DNA binding; histone H3K9 methyltransferase activity
Source: RefSeq, a predicted model, not a curated record